UGUCUGCUGAAUGCACCCAUUUAUUGUGUGUUUUCUUGUAGAAUAUUUUUAUAGUGAUUUCACUGUUUGGGGUAAAAUUAUUAUUGAAAUACACAAAAUCAAGUGUAAUCAAAUGGAAGUCAAACAAGAAAUUAGGGAGGAAACGUGUAAAGUAGAAGUAGUGUAUAAUGACCUGGAUGAUGCUCUUUUGGAUAGCUUUGAAUGUAAAAUUGAGGAGGAACCCAGUAGACAAAGUACACAGGACACAUAUAGUUAUUUAGAAGUACAAGAACAUCCUGUAAAUCCUAAAAUAGAACAACAUGGGAAUAAACUUAACUCAUAUGAAGGAAACCAAAAAACUGAAAAAGGUUAUAUCCAAGAUGAACACAAAAUGGAAAUUACGGAGACACUGAUUGAACAUUCAUCUUACGAAGGAAAUUAUGUGAGUCCACAUGCUGCAGGAAAAGCAUUAAGUCAAAAUAUGAAAAUUGCCACUGGAAAAAGGCCUCAUAAGUGCGAGAUUUGUUUGAAGCAAUUUAGCCACUUAAGUUUUUUGAAAACACAUUUGAGAGUGCACACUGGAGAAAAACCUCACAAAUGUGAAAUUUGUUUAAAGCGAUUUAUUCAAGCAGGUAAUUUGAAAAGACAUUCAAGAACGCAUACUGGAGAAAAACCCUACAAGUGUAAAAUUUGUUUUAUGCAGUUUUCGGAAACAAGUGUUCUGACGAGGCAUUUAAGGAUACACACUGGAGAAAAGCCUUACAAGUGCGAGAUUUGUUCUAAGCAAUUUAGUCAAGCGAAAUCUUUACAAACACAUUUGAGAGUGCACACUGGGGAGAAACCUUACACGUGUGAAACUUGUUUGAAACAGUUUUCCGAGAAAAAUCAUAUGAAAAGUCAUUUGAGAGUGCACACUGGGGAAAAGCCUUACACGUGUGAAAUUUGUUGUAAAAAAUUUAGCCACGCAUGUUCUUUGAAAGGACAUUUGAGAGUGCACAACGGAGACACACCUUACAAGUGUGAAAUUUGUUUUAAGCAGUUUAGCCACGCGAGUUCUUUGAAAGGACAUUUGAGAGUGCACAACGGAGACACACCUUACAAGUGUGAAAUUUGUUUUAAGCAGUUUAGAGAAAAAGGUAAUUUGAAUAGACAUUUUAGACUGCACACUGGAGCGAAACCUCACCUGUGUGAAAUUUGUUUGAUGCAGUUUUCCCAGAAAAGUCAAUUGGAAAGUCAUUCGAGAGUGCACAUCGGAGAAAAACCUUACAAGUGCGAUAUUUGCUUUCAAGACGUUUUCUCAGAAUGGCCAGUUGAAAGUACAUUCGAGGUUGCACACUGAAGAAAAGCCAUCCACAUCUCAAAUUU
Diabrotica virgifera virgifera (western corn rootworm) is the source of this 1344-nucleotide messenger RNA. RefSeq names its product zinc finger protein 112-like. The transcript has 2 exons. The coding region runs from base 11 to 1318 and encodes 435 amino acids. Gene Ontology annotation, biological process: regulation of transcription by RNA polymerase II. Lineage: Eukaryota; Metazoa; Arthropoda; Insecta; Coleoptera; Chrysomelidae. Gene Ontology annotation, cellular component: nucleus. Gene Ontology annotation, molecular function: RNA polymerase II cis-regulatory region sequence-specific DNA binding; DNA-binding transcription factor activity, RNA polymerase II-specific. The record is from RefSeq and is a predicted model, not a curated record.